Molecule: messenger RNA, 3147 nt
Organism: Symsagittifera roscoffensis
Lineage: Eukaryota; Metazoa; Xenacoelomorpha; Acoela; Convolutidae
Product: puromycin-sensitive aminopeptidase-like
Exons: 12
Coding region: 111-2735 (874 amino acids)
Biological process (GO): proteolysis; peptide catabolic process
Cellular component (GO): cytoplasm
Molecular function (GO): metalloaminopeptidase activity; zinc ion binding; peptide binding
Source: RefSeq, a predicted model, not a curated record
GACAUAUUGAUGUUCGUUUCAGAUUUAGUUUGUUUUUAACCCAAAUCUUUUAACAUCUCGAUAUAGUACACCUAACUUUCUUUCUGAUCUGAUCUGAACACAAGUGAGCCAUGAGCAUUGAGAAAAUGAAGUUCGAAGCCUUGCCCUCGACUGUUGUUCCCAAAGUGUAUGACCUCACUGUGGACUCUGACCUGGUCAGUUUGACCUUUAAAGGCAAAGUGGAAGUGGAGGUGGAAGUGAACCAGCCGACAAGUGAGGUGGUUUUGAACUCGCUUGACCUGGAAGUGGGCAUGGCAGUGUUGUGUCAGGGCGACAAGUGCAUGAUGGGAGAAGUCAAAUAUCUCAAAGAGGAAGAAAGGAUAGUGGUGUCUUUCAAAGAGCGUCUAUGUGUUGGUGAGGCCCAUCUUACUCUCGAGUUCUCUGGAGUCAUCACAGACCUCCUCUGUGGAUACUACAGGUCAAAUGACUCAGCCCACGAAGGCAAAUUUUGUGCUCUGACUCAGUUCGAGCCUACAGAUGCGAGGAGGGCGUUUCCCUGCUGGGACGAGCCAGCUCUCAAGGCACAGUUCGACAUCAGCCUAAUUGUAGACAAGGAGUUGACUGCUCUGAGCAACAUGAAUGAAUUGUCCUGCACGCCACUGCCAAAGAACGACAAACGGAAGGUUGUGAAGUUUGCACGCACUCCUGUCAUGUCCACUUAUCUGGUGGCCUUCAGUGUGGGCAUGUAUGAAUACGUGGAGAGAGUGGACAAGAAUGGAACUGUGCAUAGGGUGUAUGGGAAUCAUGGGAAGAAAAAAGAGUGCGAGGCUUCUGCUGAUAUAUCAGUGAAGGCGCUGCAGUUCCUGUCUGACUUCUUCAACAUCAAGUACCCUCUGCCUAAGUGCGACCAUCUAGCUGCGCAGAGAUUUGAUCACGGUGCUAUGGAGAACUGGGGUCUGGUGACGUACCGGGCGAGUGCCCUGUUUAUAGACCCGGAGGGGGCAUCCGACUACCACAUGCAGAGGGUGCACGAGAUAGUGAGUCACGAACUGGCCCAUCAGUGGUUCGGAAACCUCGUCACCAUGCAGUGGUGGACUGACCUAUGGCUCAACGAAGGAUUCGCCUCGUUCAUGCAGCACCUGGUGACUGACCUGAUCAGGCCGGACUUCGAGAUGUGGACUCAGUUCGUCAACGGUGCACUCACCUCCGCCAUCACCCUCGACAGUCUCAGGAGUUCACACCCUGUAGAGGUCGUCGUAGGACACCCAAGCGAGGUGAACGAGAUCUUCGACGCGAUUAGCUACCAGAAGGGCUGUUCUCUCAACCGCAUGGUUUAUUUCUUUCUGGGCAAAGAGAAGUUCACUCAGGGACUGACCAACUAUCUCAACCAUUUCGCAUACAAGAACGCAUGCACGAAUGAUCUGUGGCGCUUCCUAGGAGAGGCAGCAGGUUUGGAUCUGCAAUCUAUGAUGACCUCAUGGACUAGACAGACUGGCUUUCCAAUGGUAUCAGUGGAGGAGAUGAAACAACUAACGUCCACCAAGCGGCAGUUCAAGCUUACUCAGAGACGCCACUUGGACAACGGAAGCGAAGACGAAUUAAACACUCUGUGGAGUAUCCCUAUAUCAGUCAUAUCGAGCAGUAGUCCGAAAGCACCUCUAGUUCAUAUUGUAAUGAAGGAAAAGUCUGAAACUAUCGAAGUAGAGGGAGUCGAGGAAUCGGAUUGGGUCCAUUUGAACCCUGAUUUUAUAGGAAUGUAUCUUGUAAAGUACCCGAAAGAGAAUAUAGAACUCCUGAAAGAAGCGGUGAAACAAUCAACUAACGGUUUAGUUUUAUCGGCUGAGAGUCGAUCGUGCAUUCUGUUCGAGAUGUUGCGCCUGGCUAUUUCGGGACAAUCUUCUAUUGUAGAACUACUGGAUAUGAUUACAGUAUACAAAGGGGAUAAUCACUAUUUGGUUUGGAACAUAAUAGUGACUGUGUUUGCUGCUCUGGGAGCUGUGUUUCAUGGAUCAGGAUGUGAUGAUGAGAAAGUGAAGAAGUAUAAAUUGAGCGUCUUGGAGCAAAUUGCGACUCAAUUUGGCUUUGAGGAGGGAAAAGAGAACUCUCACUUGGUCGCCAUGUUGCGCACUUUGGUGUUAAAAGAAUUGGGAGCAAAUGGACAUCCAAAAACAGUCGCACAGUGUCGAACUCUGUUCGAAAAACAAAUCAAAGACAGUGUACCAAUUUCAGUCAAACUGAGAGAAACUGUUCUGAGAACAGUGGCUCGAAACACGACAAGUGUGGAGGACAUUGACGCCAUGAAAAAGCUGUACAAGGAGUCAUCAAAUGCGGAGGAGCAGCGGAGUGUAGCGAUGGCUUUGGGAAGUGUGCAGACGGAGGAGUUGGCCAAGAAGUCACUGGAGUUCAUGUUGUCGUCUGAAGUUCCUAGUGGUGGCGAUCAAGUGUAUAUGUUCAUGAGUUUCGCCUCCAGCUACCAAUUGGGAGACUUCCUGCUUAAAUACUGCGAGGAUAACUUUGAGAAAGUGAGUGAGGCGUGUGGAGGCGUGAAGUCAGCUUCGCUUGCCAAUGUGCUCAAAGCAUGCACCAAACCCUUCUACAGUCUGGAACAGCUGGCUCCUGCAGACCGCAUCAUGGAGAAGCACCACGUGGACACUUUCAAGAGGGGUUUGGACCAGAACAAGGAGACAGUGUCAAUCAGGGCUGCACAGAUAGCGAGAGAGGGUCAUGCUUUGAAGACCUUUAUUGACCAGUUUUGAUUGAGCUCCACGUUCAGCGCACUUCUUUUAACUUGAGAACUCAACAAAUUACGUUCGAAAAAUUACCAUUAAUUUUAUGACCCUUGUAAAAAAGUGUGUAAAACGCCAUUAGUGAUUGGUUUGUCGAGUAUCCGUAAUAUUUGUUAAAUAAGGCUUGUCAAAUAAGGCUCACUAAUAGAUUGUGCAGCUAAGUGUACGAGUGUACGCAGUAGAAGGUUUAAUAAAUAAUGCAGUGAAUAUUGAUAAACAAAGCGCUUAAACCUUGAUAAUUAUGAAUUCAAAUCAUUUUUCAGAAUCAAGCUUUCCUUGAAAAGGAAUUGCUCAUUUCAAUUGAUGCUGUUAUCAUUGUUCAUAUCAAUGUAAACAAAGAUUUGCUUCUUAAUUUUCAUCGAAGAAUUCAUUAUUGCAACAA